Molecule: messenger RNA, 705 nt
Organism: Naegleria gruberi
Lineage: Eukaryota; Heterolobosea; Eutetramitea; Acrasida; Naegleriidae
Exons: 1
Coding region: 1-705 (234 amino acids)
Source: RefSeq, a predicted model, not a curated record
AUGUCAAAAGAUAAUUUGUUAUUUCUUGUUGUUAUCAUUGUUGGUGUAUUGACUCAUCUCUCUACACAAACAUCAUAUCCACUAUCCGAAUCCAUCACAACAAUGAUCAAACAAUCUCGCCAACAAUAUUCUGAAGCAAGUCGUUUCGAAUACAUGAAGAAACUUUCCGAAACUAAAAAUCAACGUUCAGUUCUUGCCACUUCAGGUGUAGAAUCUGGUACAUGGUUACUAGGUGAUAUGACACUGUUUGAUAAGAAUUGCGAUCAAUCAGUUCUUCCAUUCACUCAAAUGCAGUCAACUGGAAAUGACAUUACAAUUUCACAUAUCAUUGGCAACUUUAAAAUGUCAAUUGGAACCAUCAUUCAAAGACCAUUAAGUAAUUUAUAUAAUGCCAUUCUUUCCUAUGAUGGGGAUAGUAUUCCAAUUUGUUUUAAUUUUAAAGAUGGACAACUGGCAUUUACUUCUGAUUUCUUACUUUGUUCCUCAGUUGACAAUUUCACACCAACUUGCCAAGCAUCAAAUGGAAAUAUUUACAAUAUUGCAAUUGUUUACAAAUCACCUGGUUCAAUUUCUGGAGGAGUAACUGCAGCAUUAGUUAUUGGAAUUGUUUUGGUAUGUUUACUGAUUUUGUGUUGUUUCAUUUGUUGUAUUGUUUGCAUGGUAAGAAGUGGAAGAUCUCAAACAAAUUAUGGAAGAUUAAAUUAA